UCCCCCAGGGAGGCACCAUUUGGGUGGGGAUGAUUGGGAGUGGGGAUAACCAAGUGUCCACAGGAAUGGAUUGUUUCUAGAAGCAGUUGGGGGCGCCGGGGGUGUGGGCUGGGUGCCAGAGACGGACUCCCCGAGCCUCCUGCACACACAGACCUAAGGAACCUGAAGGGUCCUCACCUUUCAUUCUCUGCACACCUGUAAGGAGAGCCCGCCUUCUGAGAAUGCAAGGAAUUCCUGCCCAGGUUUCCUUCCCCAUGAGCCUGGUGAUGCAAUCCCGCCCUUUGGCUAUGCAUUUAGGUAGCUUGUGGAAGACGGCACGUGCCAAAGAGGAGGGAGUCUUAAACAGACCUGAACUUCAGCCCCAAGACUGCGACGCCGAUGCCAGCCCCCGCGGCUGCCGUGGCGGACAGCGGCGGCGAGGGUAGCUCUGGGCUGCGGGCGUCGGAACCCCGCGCGCGCGCGCACUCGUGAGCGUGAAAGAAGCGCGCACCGGGUGUGUGUGUGCAGCUGCGGGGAGCCGGCGUUCGCGCACAGGAAACGAGCUCCGGCAGCAUCGCUGCGGUUGCCAGUGGCGCUCCCGAGGUUGUGAGCCUUGUAAGUGGCAUAUGGCAGAACUUUAGGCCAAGCCGUGAAAGCCCUGUGAUUAAGGAUAAAUUGGUAGCUGUGGUGUUGCUUGAAUUGGACACAGUCUAGAAAUCCUGCUUAGAAUACAUUCGAAAGACAAGGGUGACCUACUUACUUACUGCUGCAUAGUAGCCAAGAACCUGUGCCUUCUGUACUUUGAAGCUGCUGUGGAUGGCCCCAGCCGUCUUGACUACCCUUCUCAAUAGGAUGUCACUGAGAUCCCUCAAAUGGAGCCUCCUGCUGCUGUCCCUGCUGAGUUUCCUGGUGAUGUGGUACCUCAGCCUUCCCCACUACAAUGUCAUUGAACGUGUGAACUGGAUGUACUUUUAUGAGUAUGAGCCAAUUUACAGACAAGACUUUCGCUUCACACUCCGGGAACAUUCAAACUGCUCUCAUCAGAACCCAUUCCUAGUCAUCCUGGUGACCUCGCGCCCCUCGGAUGUGAAAGCUAGACAAGCAAUUAGAGUUACUUGGGGUGAAAAAAAGUCCUGGUGGGGAUAUGAGGUUCUUACAUUUUUCUUAUUAGGCCAGCAGGCUGAAAAGGAAGACAAAAUGCUAGCGCUGUCCUUAGAAGAUGAACACCUUCUCUAUGGCGAUAUCAUACGGCAAGAUUUUUUGGACACAUACAAUAACUUGACCUUGAAAACCAUUAUGGCUUUCAGGUGGGUAAUUGAGUUUUGCCCCAAUGCCAAGUAUGUCAUGAAAACAGACACCGAUGUGUUCAUCAACACGGGCAAUUUGGUCAAGUAUCUUCUAAACUUAAACCACUCAGAGAAGUUCUUCACAGGUUACCCUCUAAUUGAUAACUAUUCCUAUAGAGGGUUUUUCCACAAGAACCAUAUCUCAUACCAGGAGUACCCUUUCAAAGUGUUCCCUCCCUACUGUAGCGGGCUGGGCUACAUCAUGUCCAGUGACCUAGUGCCGAGGAUCUAUGAGAUGAUGAGUCACGUGAAACCCAUCAAGUUUGAAGACGUGUAUGUUGGGAUUUGCUUGAAUUUGUUAAAAGUGAACAUUCAUAUUCCAGAAGACACAAAUCUUUUCUUUCUGUAUAGGAUCCACUUGGAUGUAUGUCAGCUCAGGCGUGUGAUUGCAGCCCAUGGCUUUUCUUCCAAGGAGAUCAUCACAUAUUGGCAGUGCUGGCCUUUCCUUGUUGAACUGUUUCUAAGGGAAGAAAGAGGUGUCCUUGUCCCCAGGUUCCAGGGGACACAGCUUUCUCUUUCUCCUAGAGGUGAUGAAGAACAGCAGCCACUUCAGUAAUGCCUUCUAUUGCCCCCGCACCCACCACCACCAACCCAACCCUGUGCAGUAAAGCCCUCAGCUGAAGACUCCUGAGGGACCUGUAUGUGAACUUUUCACCCCUCCACCAUCUCUGCAGAUUCUAAUUCUUUGCUUGUCCGGAUCUACAUGCUUGCAAUGACAUCCUCUCCACUUGGACUCCAGCCUGCUGCCUGGAACUGGGAUGACCAUGGGACAGCUUGUGAGCUCGUCCUUCCUCCCAGGAUUGCUGCCUUGGACUUUCUGAAAACAGUUGCCCAGUUGCCAAGUGUGUUUUGCCUGGUUUCACAGCUGCUUGGGGAGCUCACUUUAGUGAAUGACCAGCAAGUCCAUCAGAGUUGGAUGAGGAAGCCUCUAAGAUGUAAUCUAACCCAAGUGACAAAGACCACAUCAUACUUUUUAUUUCUGUUAGAAAAAUUCUAUCUAGAGAAGGUGGUAGGCAAGAAUUUGGGGAUGAAGCUUCCAUUGUGUAAGAUCUAUUAUUACUAUUGAGAAGAUUUUGCUAGAUAGCUGAUUUGCCUUGAAUUUACUAUUCUGUUGGACCAGUUUCUUGAGUGCUAGUAUUCCAAGUGUGAACUACUGUCUGGCUCAUGUUGUUUUUAAUGAAAAAGAGGAAAACGACCAAAGGCUACAUUUUUCUGCUUUUUAUACUUGACUUGUUAUACUCAAGUCUAAAUCCAGCAAUCUGGCAGCUGAGAUUGACUUAGAUGCCAGGUUCUGUUCAUGUUUGAGCACUGAAUCUUCAGAAUAUGUCAUCACAUGUAUAUGUACAUACAGUCUCUGUUUCAUUGUCCCCAAACUCCAGUGUACCUGUGCACCUUGUGAAAAUCUCACAGAUGGAUAUUCAGUUCUGAAAUUUUCUAGGUUAUGUUAUGCCAUGUUGUCCAAUCUACAUAGAUCUGUAAUCCA
Molecule: messenger RNA, 2808 nt
Organism: Cricetulus griseus (Chinese hamster)
Lineage: Eukaryota; Metazoa; Chordata; Mammalia; Rodentia; Cricetidae
Source: RefSeq, a predicted model, not a curated record